UUAAUAAAAAAUUAGUUUUGAUUCUAAACCAAUUUAAAUUUUGAAUCUGUCAUUUCUCUCGUUUAAGAUAAAAACAUCACUUGAGAUAACGAAAGUAUUUAAUUUAAGGAAUUAUCUCGUAUUAAGCAGUUCUAAUCAACAUUAACACGAAGAAUGUCUUCGGUUCCUUCAGUUUCUUUAAGUAACGGGUUUUCAAUCCCCAUUUUUGGGUUAGGAACUUGGAAGUCGAAGCCGGGCGAAGUGACUCAAGCUGUUAAAGAUGCAAUCGAUAUAGGUUAUCGCCACAUUGAUUGUGCCCAUGUUUAUGGUAAUGAGAAAGAGGUUGGAGCUGCGAUAAAAGAUAAAAUAGAUGAAGGUGUUAUUAACCGCGAUGAUUUAUUUGUUACAAGCAAAUUAUGGAACACCUUUCAUCGUGUUGAUCUAGUUGAAAAAGCGAUGAAAGAAACUUUAAAUAAUUUGGGGUUAGAUUACAUCGAUUUGUAUUUAAUUCAUUGGCCUUUGGGUUAUAAAGAAGAUGGGGAAUUAUUUCCCACCGACGAACAAGGAAAAAUCCAAUUCAGCAACGUUGAUUACGUGGAUACAUGGAAAGCAAUGGAAAAAUUAGUCGAAAAGGAAUACACAAGAUCAAUUGGGUUAUCAAACUUUAAUAAACGCCAAAUCGAACGUGUUUUAGACUCAAGCACAAUUAAGCCGGUUAAUUUACAAAUUGAAUGCCACCCUUAUUUGAAUCAAAAAAAAUUGAUUGAAUUUUGUAAGUCAAAUGGUAUUACGGUCACUGCUUAUAGCCCAUUGGGAAGCCCAGAUAGGCCGUGGGCCAAACCGGAUGAUCCACAGCUUUUAGAAGAUGAAAAAUUAAACUUUUUGUCAGAAAAAUAUAAAAAAACUGCCGCUCAAAUUUUGUUGAAAUACCAAGUUCAACGAGGUGUUAUUACAAUUCCUAAAUCGGUGAAUAAAGGGAGAAUCGCCGAGAAUUUUAACAUCUUCGAUUUUGAAUUGGACCCGAAAGAUUUGGAGUAUAUUAAUGGGUUCGAUUGCGGUGGGAGAUUUUGUCCAAUGACAGCCGGUGUUGGUCAUCCACAUCAUCCGUUUGAAAAUGAUGAGUAUUGAUGGAAAAUUUUCUUAAUCGUUUGAGUUUAAAAUAUAUAAAUCUCAUCCUAAA
Molecule: messenger RNA, 1159 nt
Organism: Onthophagus taurus
Lineage: Eukaryota; Metazoa; Arthropoda; Insecta; Coleoptera; Scarabaeidae
Product: aldo-keto reductase 1B
Molecular function (GO): oxidoreductase activity
Source: RefSeq, a predicted model, not a curated record